Triticum aestivum (bread wheat) is the source of this 558-nucleotide messenger RNA. RefSeq names its product defensin-like protein 1. Bases 81 to 329 code for a protein of 82 amino acids. The transcript has 2 exons. Gene Ontology annotation, biological process: defense response. NCBI's taxonomy places the organism in Eukaryota, Viridiplantae, Streptophyta, Magnoliopsida, Poales, Poaceae. The record is from RefSeq and is a predicted model, not a curated record.
CGGCACUCGCGUGUUUGGAUCUGCGCCUUCUCCUAGCCCCUUCCUUCCUUCCUUCCCUCCUCCCUUCAUUCCUUGGAGACAUGGCGAUGGCGGCGCCCAAGCUCAAGGUGCCAGGCCUGUGCCUGCUGCUGCUGAUCAUGCCACUCCUCUUGCUCCCUGGAUGUCAAGGGGCGACUUGCAGGGAGCCGAGCAAGACCUAUACUGCUCCCAACUGCGCGACCGGCCGAUGCGUGGAGCACUGCCAAAUGGAGGGCUUCCGCGGCGGGGUGUGCGAGGGGAACUACUUCGACCCCUACAAGAUAGUCUGCUUCUGCAACAAAAACUGCUGAGCAGCCAGCGAUGGCGCAUUGCUUCCGGGGGUGUAAUAAGAUGUUUGCCAAGGCGAGCCGUCGUCGAUGCGCCAUUCACACAAGUUGAAGCUGUAACAAGUUUCAUCUGUACCAAUUUUAUUUUCAACUGCUCGUCUCCCGGUUCGAGAUUGGUCGAGUAUUUGACAAAAAACUACCACAUUAGGGGUAUCCGUCCCACAGAACUACCACUUUCAAAAAAGUGACUAAU